This is a messenger RNA of Caenorhabditis angaria, 1257 nucleotides long. The record is from the annotation of a GenBank genome assembly. NCBI's taxonomy places the organism in Eukaryota, Metazoa, Nematoda, Chromadorea, Rhabditida, Rhabditidae.
AUGAAAAAUUGGGGUUUUCGCCUUCACAGUUACUUCUGGGUGGUUAUUCGAGUCGAUUCGAUCCGAUUCGAGUCGAUUCGAGUCGAUUCGAGUCGAUUCGAGUCGAUUCGAGCCGAUUCGAGCCGAUUCGAGUCGAUUCGAGCCGAUUCGAAUCGAUUCGAGCCGAUUCGAACCGAUUCGAAUCGAUUCGAAUCGAUUCGAAUCGAUUCGAAUCGAUUCGAGGCAUUUUUUUUAAUUUUUCUGGGUGGUUAUUCGAGUCUGGGUGGUUAUUCGAGUCGAUUCGAUCGAUUCGAGUCGAUUCGAGUCGAUUCGAGUGGUUAUUCGAGUCGAUUCGAUCCGAUUCGAGUCGAUUCGAGUCGAUUCGAGUCGAUUCGAGUCGAUUCGAGUCGAUUCGAGUCGAUUCGAGCCGAUUCGAGCCGAUUCGAGUCGAUUCGAGCCGAUUCGAAUCGAUUCGAAUCGAUUCGAAUCGAUUCGAAUCGAUUCGAAUCGAUUCGAAUCGAUUCGAGGCAUUUUUUUAAUUUUUCUGGGUGGUUAUUCGAGUCUGGGUGGUUAUUCGAGUCGAUUCGAUCCGAUUCGAGUCGAUUCGAGUCGAUUCGAGUCGAUUCGAGUCGAUUCGAGCCGAUUCGAGUCGAUUCGAGCCGAUUCGAAUCGAUUCGAAUCGAUUCGAAUCGAUUCGAAUCGAUUCGAGGCAUUUUUUUAAUUUUUCUGGGUGGUUAUUCGAGUCUGGGUGGUUAUUCGAGUCGAUUCGAUCCGAUUCGAGUCGAUUCGAGUCGAUUCGAGUCGAUUCGAGCCGAUUCGAGUCGAUUCGAGCCGAUUCGAAUCGAUUCGAAUCGAUUCGAAUCGAUUCGAAUCGAUUCGAGGCAUUUUUUUUUAAUUUUUCUGGGUGGUUAUUCGAGUCUGGGUGGUUAUUCGAGUCGAUUCGAUCCGAUUCGAGUCGAUUCGAGUCGAUUCGAGUCGAUUCGAGUCGAUUCGAGCCGAUUCGAGCCGAUUCGAGUCGAUUCGAGCCGAUUCGAAUCGAUUCGAAUCGAUUCGAAUCGAUUCGAAUCGAUUCGAGGCAUUUUUUUAAUUUUUCUGGGUGGUUAUUCGAGUCUGGGUGGUUAUUCGAGUCGAUUCGAUCCGAUUCGAGUCGAUUCGAGUCGAUUCGAGUCGAUUCGAGUCGAUUCGAGUCGAUUCGAGCCGAUUCGAGUCGAUUCGAAUCGAUUCGAAUCGAUUCGAAUCGAUUCGAAUCGAUUCGAAUCGAUUCGAGGCAUUUUUUAA